This is a messenger RNA of Salvia splendens (bonfire salvia), 1343 nucleotides long. RefSeq lists its product as uncharacterized. The coding region runs from base 719 to 1213 and encodes 164 amino acids. The record is from RefSeq and is a predicted model, not a curated record. Lineage: Eukaryota; Viridiplantae; Streptophyta; Magnoliopsida; Lamiales; Lamiaceae. The transcript has a single exon.
CACUCCAAUUUAACAUAUAACAAUCAACCACAUAACACAUGUAAAACUAAAAGUGUGAUUUAUACACACCUGAUCACGGUAAAUGACCUAGCCAAACUCCCAAAUUUGUCUCCUAAUCUACCACUUUCACUUCUACUUGAGUCCGGGAGAGUGAUUUCUUCACCUAUCACUAUGUAAAAUUUUAUUCUUCACCAUAUCCUCUUCUCCCUAAUUUUUCCAAUGAAAAAAAAGUACUAUGCCCCAAAAAUGUAAUCCGUGUAGUCUCUUAUUAUAUGUAAGUCGGUCAAAACUUUGUUGACUCACUUUACCCAUUUUAAAAGAAAACACGUAAAAUAAUAAAACUAGAACGUGUAAUUUUAUAGAAAAACUUGAGAUGCCAAAUAAUGCAAGGUAUAUAAAUGCUUGUUUGAUAAGUACCGUACAUACAUCAAUUCCUUCAAUGCAUAUAACUUUUAAUUUAUCCAAACACACAUAUAAAUAUUAUAUUUAUACAUAUAAUAACGUUGGAGAUUGUACACAAACACAUGCACACAUAUUUAAAUAAUUAUGGCAUAUAUACACUAAUUUAAUUAUACAGUAUAUACACAUCCCUUUUAACAAUUCCCGUAAAUCAAAACUAUCCAUAUAUUCGACUAUAUUGAGUCGUCAUAACAAUAAAUAUAUUCUCUAUGACUCACUUAAUAUCUAUGUAGUAAAAAUGACAAUAUAAUAUGAUAAUAUGCAAAAUAAUGCAUGUUUCGGGUUAGGGAUGUUACACAGACCAAUACCUGAGUGGUUAGCAUGGGGAGAGGGGUCUGAUUUACAAGUUGGUGGAUCUGGUGUUAAUCCAUUUGAUGACCAUAACAACAUCACAGAAAACGCUACGAACUCAUUGGAGGGUACUCCUGCUCCUAUUUAUCCCACUUCAAGUGGAGAACAUGUACCCAACGGAAUUGGUCCCAUAGAUAUCUGCGAAGGUUUGGCUAAACCCACUCCAAGUCAGAAAAGUGUUGCCAUGCCUGCUUUGUUUGAAGAGGAUGUGGAAUUGGAGGGCACAGAGAAGGCUAUGGAACAGGCUCUCAAGGAAGGCAUUGUCGGUGAAGCUGGGCCGUUGAAAAGGAACACCAGUCCAAAGAAAUCAGAAAAGGAUGAUUUAGAUGACAGUGCUGGAAUGAAGGAAUACAAUGACACCAACUAUUGGAGAGUCGACCAGGAGGUUGCAGUGUCGGAGUAAGUACAGUACAAGUUACUCUCAAUCUUGAACCUGCCAGUGAUCCCCUUCUGUAUUCAAAUGCUAAUGAGGAGAAGGUAUGUACAGUAUAUUCUUGUAAGAGUUCGAAUCAAAUAGACAGGCUACAAAAUUG